This is a messenger RNA of Setaria italica (foxtail millet), 695 nucleotides long. Its product is annotated as glycine-rich RNA-binding protein RZ1B. Gene Ontology annotation, molecular function: mRNA binding. NCBI's taxonomy places the organism in Eukaryota, Viridiplantae, Streptophyta, Magnoliopsida, Poales, Poaceae. The record is from RefSeq and is a predicted model, not a curated record.
CCGUCCGAAAGGUCGUGAUAGCAGAGAUUUAUCAAGUUCCAGUGGUGAUCUUCAAAAUGAAGGAAAAAAUCACAUGGACAAGGCCAUUCAGAUGCGUGAGGGCCUUGAAAAUGAGGUUAACCAGAUGAAAGAUAAAAUUGCAGCAAAAGAACAGCACAUUGCAGACUUGCAGAAGAAAGCUCAGAAAUUAGAGGAUGAAUUGGUUGCUGCACGGAAAGUCUCUUCGGAACGACAAUUAGCUGUUACAGACUUGUACAAACAUUUUCUCCAACUUCAAGACUACAAUGACAGAGUCAAGACGGCUGAACAGAAGCUUCAGUCUCUUGUCGGCGCUGCAAUGGUUGAGCUUGACAUGGCUGAAGAUGCUACAACCAGGGAUGGUUCGAUGUACGAGAAUGGUGUGGUUUGAACAUCGUGCUGACUGUAUCGGUUACUAAUUUCUUAGACUUGUAGCUUGCAUUUGCCAUGUACUAGAACUGUAAUGUAAGGGUCGAGCAAUGUUUUAUGCAAGGAUCAGUGAACGAGUGGCUGCUCAUUUGCUGCUAUUUGUGGCCCAGACGUGUCUUUCAAGUCAGAUUUAUUAGCCGGCAAAGCUCAGCCCGUGAUAUCUGACAAUCGGUUCAGUUGUGCAAGCUUGACUUUUGAAAUGAUCCCACUCUAUGCCAACUGUAUCUUGGGCUGACUUUUAAGCUUUU